AUGUACAGUACCGCGAACUCGCCACAGGGUGACCGCGACGGAGAGAUCGAAGACGAGGAGCAGCACUGCGAUGAGGAGGAGCAGCCAUCAGAGGGUCCGGCUCGCCCACACGGGCAGAGGUGGCAGCUGAUUGAACAGCAACAUCAGCAGCGGUGGAAGGAGCUGGAGCUACAACAUCAGCAGCUAUGGCAGGAGUUGGAACACCCAGGUCACGAAGAAAGAGUGAGGAUGGACAAAGAGCAUGAAGAGGAGCGUCGACAUCUGGAGCAGAAACACGGUACGGAGUGGCAGAACCUGGAAGAACGUCACUAUGAGGAGCGUAUUGCGAUUCAUCAGCAGCACAGCGAGGACACUGGAUGCCUGAACAUGCCGACUGAGGACCAGUUAAGGCAGCUGGAUUGCUCCCACCAACAGCAGUGGGAAAAUCUCCAGCACACACUACAGCAGCAGUGGCAAGAGCUGGAGCAGAGACACCAGAGAGAGUCACGAGAGCUGGAGGAGAGACACCCGAACACAGGCUCUGAAGAGAAGAAGAUUCGGCUGCUGGAGGAGUGCAGCAACAGACGUCACGAGCUGCAGGAGGAGCUGCAGAAGGAGCUGGAGAAGGAGUUGGAGAGGCAGAAAAAGGAGGAGUUGAAGGAGGAGCUAAAAAAUGAGCUAAGGGAUGAGCUAAGGAAGGAGCUAAGGGAGGAACUGAAGAAAGAGCUAAAGGAGGAGUUAAGAGAGGAGCUGAAAAAGAUGCUUUGUGAGGAGCUUCAGCAGCAGCAGUGCCCUGCUGAAGACCGGCCGCCGAGGGCCGUCGGAGGCGAGGCCAGUGGUGAUCAGCGGCGCGGCUCCGACCUCCGUCCCGCCCCCCGGACGGAGGCGUGUCCGGCCCGUCCGGCCGGCAAGCGGCGGCACCAGGAGCCGCCGGCAGCGGACGCCGGCCAGCCGCCGGCCGCCAAGCGGGCUCGUCCGGACGUCUCCACCAUCACCACCGUCUCCAGUAUGACCAUCACCAUCACCAUCACCAUCACCAGCACCACCGGCUCCGGGAACAAACACGUCACCAGCAUGCCCAUCAUCUACCAGCACCACCAUCACCAUCACCGCCACCAGCACCACCGGCUCCGGGACCCAGCCCGCCACCAGUCUCCGUGA
Molecule: messenger RNA, 1140 nt
Organism: Amphibalanus amphitrite
Lineage: Eukaryota; Metazoa; Arthropoda; Thecostraca; Balanomorpha; Balanidae
Product: golgin subfamily A member 6-like protein 7
Exons: 5
Coding region: 1-1140 (379 amino acids)
Source: RefSeq, a predicted model, not a curated record